UCAGUUGCGUUCGUAAGGGAAGGUACUAUUUGUAUACUUUUUUAUUUUGUUAUGAUGUCAUGACGUCUGUUAGUGGGGAUGUAAAUACGUCCAAAUUGAAGUUCAGUGUGGACAGUAUACUUGGAAACAAUGAAACGUCGUCGAGUGCCCCAGUGUCGGAAACUCGUUCUCAGGAGCCUCCUUGUGCUGGAUGUGUAGCUGCUUUGUACAGAUGUUGUAGGGAUGAACCUCCUCUUCUGCAAUUGCAACUACCCCUACCUUAUGCACAUUUGCAUCCAGCUUUAAGGCCUACGUCAGCCGUGUACCGUCUGCCAAUACCAACGUCAUCGCCGUCGCAAUCAUCAACACCACGGUGUGACGUCUCCUCCAGCGGAAAACGAAAACGAUCGUGGUCCCGCGCAGUUUUUAGUAAUUUACAACGGAAAGGUUUAGAAAGAAGAUUUCAAAUACAAAAGUAUAUAACUAAACCAGAUAGGCGGCAGUUAGCUGCGACAUUAGGACUCACUGAUGCACAGGUAAAGGUUUGGUUUCAAAACCGACGUAUGAAAUGGCGGCACACGAAGGAAGGUCGAGCGGGACUCAGUGCGGUGUCUGCUCGCGAUCCAGACUCCACAGCCAACGAUGACAACGAGGACGUAGAUGUCGAUACAUUGAGUGAUUAA
Messenger RNA from Melitaea cinxia (Glanville fritillary), 662 nucleotides. It is a transcript of the gene H2.0, whose product is annotated as homeobox protein DBX1-B-like. Bases 60 to 662 code for a protein of 200 amino acids. The transcript is spliced from 3 exons. The record is from RefSeq and is a predicted model, not a curated record. Gene Ontology annotation, molecular function: sequence-specific DNA binding; DNA-binding transcription factor activity, RNA polymerase II-specific. Gene Ontology annotation, biological process: regulation of DNA-templated transcription. NCBI's taxonomy places the organism in Eukaryota, Metazoa, Arthropoda, Insecta, Lepidoptera, Nymphalidae.